GCUAAUCGACUAGCUUCUCAGCAGUGUCGACCUUGUAGAAGCCAGUAGCACGACGUGCUCAUGGACUCGGAGGAGGAGCGGAGCUCGUCGUCGGAGGCGGCGUCCACCCCGACGGUGGUGGCAACGCUGGCGCCGUCGCAACGGCCGCUGCUCCUGAACCCGGCGUACGCGCGGUGCAAGUCGGUGAUGAACGACGAGUUGCGCAACUUCCGCGUGUUCCUGCAGUGGUGCGCGCUCGACCACUCCUCCCGCGCCGCGCGCGCCGCCUCGUACGCGGCCUUCCUGGCGCUCGCGCUCCUCGUCCCCGCCGCCGUUUCGCUCUCCCUCCGCGCCGACGCCUCCCUGUCCCCGGCCUCCGCGUCGGCCAUCACCUUCAACCGCGUCGCCCAGCUCCCGGCCUCCGGGCUCGCCGUCAUCUCGUUCCUCACGCUGACCGCCUUCUUCCGCGGCUGCGGCGGCCUCCGGCAGCUUCUGUUCCUCGACGGCGCCCUCCGCGAUGACACCUUCUUCGUCCGCCGCAGCUACGCGCGGGAGCUGGACCGCGCGUUCCGCCUCCUGGCCGCGCUCCUGCUCCCUUCCCUCUGCGCCGAGGCCGCGCACAAGGCCGUCUUCUUCUUCUGCACGGUCAGGGUCGAGCCGCCCGCGCCGCUGCCGCUCCUGCCACGGGUGCCGUGGCGCGCGGUGGCGCUGGUGGCCACGGUGGCGUCGUGGGUGUACCGCACGGGGGUGUUCCUCCUGGUGUGCGUGCUGUUCCGCCUCACCUGCGAGCUCCAGAUCCUGCGCUUCGAGGGGAUAUACCACAUGUUCGACGUCGAGGCGCGCGCCGCAGCGGCCGAGAUCUUCGCCGAGCACCGCCGCAUCCGCACGCAGCUGCUCGCCACCAGCCACCGGUACAGGGGGUUCAUCGUCUGCUGCCUCGUCACCAUCACCGUCAGCCAGCUCGGCGCCCUCCUCGUCGCCCUCUCCUCCAGGGACGCCAAGAGCUUCGCCAACUCCGGCGACCUCCUGGUCGGUUCGGCGGUGCAGCUGAGCGGGUUCUUCAUGUGCCUGUUUGGCGCGGCCAGGAUCACGCAUAGGGCGCAAAGGAUCGUGUCCAUCGCGAGCCAAUGGCACAUGAGCAUGGUGUCCAUGCGCCACGGCAAAUCGGCGCCGGCCAGCACGUCGGCGAGCGACAACGACCACGUCUCCGGGCCGUCAACGGCCGCGCCGGCGUCGCUCCAGGCCGAGCCCGGAGCAGCGUGCUCGUACAAGAGCAGACAAGCACUCGUGGAGUACCUGUGCCACAACGGUGGCGGGAUCACCCUGUUCGGCUUCACGCUCGACAGGGGGCUCCUCCACACGAUCUUCGUCUUCGAGAUGACUCUGGUGCUAUGGAUCCUAAGCAAAGUUGUGGUCCUCUCCUAACUACCACUUUUGCUCGCAACUGUACGUAUUGGUGCAAAGAUAAUUCAGUCAGGAGUCAGGACUGUUUUGAUUUUAAA
This is a messenger RNA of Phragmites australis (common reed), 1481 nucleotides long. RefSeq lists its product as uncharacterized. The coding region runs from base 61 to 1404 and encodes 447 amino acids. NCBI's taxonomy places the organism in Eukaryota, Viridiplantae, Streptophyta, Magnoliopsida, Poales, Poaceae. The transcript has 3 exons. The record is from RefSeq and is a predicted model, not a curated record.